AUGGCACCGCAACAUGGAGUUGAAGAAAGACCUCCAAUCUUCUGUCCCAGUAUGGAUUCGCCUAAAGAGCAUUCCCUUCGCAUAUCGGUCUGCAUAAGUGAGAUUGCUAGUGUAGUAGGUAGGCCUAUAUAUGUUGACCAUUUGACUAAGAAAAUGAAGCUCCUAUCAUUUGCUAGAGUUUGUGUGGAAAUCUCUGCAAAAUUGGAAAGGUGCGAAGAGAUUGAAGUAUGGGUGAAUGAUGAGGCAUUCUCGAUUCCGGUCCUCUAUGAAUGGAGACCAAAUUCGUGCAUGAAAUGCUGUGCAUUUGGCCAUAACUGUUUGGCGAAGGAGAGUCCCAAACAACCCCAUGUAUCUACUAUGCCCUCCACUGUUGCUGCUAAGCCUAUUACUCCUGUGAAUGAGGAGUCAGAAGAUCAACUUAAUGGCUGGAAACAGGUAUCAAAUAGGAAGAAAAAGCAACAUUCGGGACAAAAUGAAAAGGGGGAGAUCACUCCUCCAAUCUCGGCUUUGAAAGCCAAGUCAACAGCUGAUUUACCCCCAUUCCCUUCGGCAACUGAAGUUCAGAAUAACCAAAGUAGGUUGGAAUUUGGAAAUGCGGAACCUUCGAUGGCUCUAGUGGUGUCGAACACUGGAAAUGCCGUGACUAUGGCCCCUUCUUCAAAGGAAGAUUCAGAUGAGGAAGUGAGUGUGGUUAGCAGUAGCAAUGAUGAGGAAGAGGAUCUGGUCUCUGCUGAGCCAAACUAA
Eucalyptus grandis is the source of this 744-nucleotide messenger RNA. RefSeq lists its product as uncharacterized. The record is from RefSeq and is a predicted model, not a curated record. The transcript has a single exon. Bases 1 to 744 code for a protein of 247 amino acids. NCBI's taxonomy places the organism in Eukaryota, Viridiplantae, Streptophyta, Magnoliopsida, Myrtales, Myrtaceae.